UCAUUUGUGAAGCAAACAAAGGGGGAGAAGGAAAAGGGAAAUAAGAAUGGCGAAAUUCUGGUUCCUCUUGUUCUUUUCCGUCGCGGUUGGCUUCUUUGUGAUGGGCUCGACGGCUCACGACGAGCAUAUCGUCGGCGGUCGCGACGGGUGGACAAUCCCCCCGAACGCAACCUUCUAUCAGGACUGGGCUAAGACGCAGAACUUCAAAGUAGGGGAUAGAUUGGUAUUCCCGUAUACGAUCGAAAUGUACACCGUAGUGGAGGCAUCGAAGGAGGACUUCGACAACUGCACGCAGAGAGACAUCAAGGCCAGAUACUAUGCUCCGCCUACCGUCCUCGAGCUGCUCGAGCCCGGUCCGCAUUACUACUACUGCGGGGUCGGGUUGCACUGCGAGGCCGGCCAGAAGCUCAGCAUCGUCGUCUGCGACCGCCCCAACCGCCGCCGUGUGUGAGCCUACACUACAAGAUUCCAAUGUACUGGAUGAUAGUCCAUUUGUGAAAGGGUUUAGCCAAACAAGUCCCCAGUCAUUUCUAACCCUUGUGUUUCUCCUUUUUGGAAUUCGGAGAUCACGAAAACAAUGUAUAUUCUGACGAGCAUGAAAUACGUUACAUCACAGCAAAACUGGAGAAAAAACUUGCGUGUAUGUAAACUUGCAACAGCUGUAUCUGAUGUACUGCAUUCAGUAUCAAAAGAACCCUGCAACAAUCACUGGUAUGGCGGUGCUGAAUCUUUUCGAAUAAUUUUCUCAUCAAAAGAAGGAAAAAAAAAAAAAAAACAUCAGAAUCGAAUCAAUUUCGAAGAAUCUAAAGAAAUCUGAAGAGCUGAAUUGUUCCAAACAUCAAAUUUCCAUUACAAUAGUUAAAAUACAGAAAUGUUUAACUUCUUUGUAAAGAGCUUGCAGAGAACAAUCUGGCUGGAAA
Ananas comosus (pineapple) is the source of this 920-nucleotide messenger RNA. Its product is annotated as umecyanin-like. Gene Ontology annotation, molecular function: electron transfer activity. The coding region runs from base 47 to 451 and encodes 134 amino acids. NCBI's taxonomy places the organism in Eukaryota, Viridiplantae, Streptophyta, Magnoliopsida, Poales, Bromeliaceae. The transcript is spliced from 2 exons. The record is from RefSeq and is a predicted model, not a curated record. Gene Ontology annotation, cellular component: plasma membrane.